GAAAGAUGUAAUAGAGGGUGAUGUUGUUGGAGCAGGUUACCACUCCCUCGUAAAACAAUUGCAAAACAGAAUUGAAAAUGUGAGGCGCUCUUCGACCCCCAAAAUAAGAAAAAGAAAACAUCAGGAUGACUCAGACCACACAGACGAGAUCCCGUUAGAAGAGAGAGCAGCAAUGCAGGACACUUACGGCUGCAUCAGAUGGAAUGUGAAAUUUCUGCCACUUCAAGAAACUCAACAAAGCCAGCAGCAAAAGAUGGAAAAACUCAAGAUGAUGUUCCAAAAUUCUGACGCCAAUCCAGAGGAGGUAAAAUGUCUAAUGAAGUCCACUUUUUACACACAGCGUCAGCAUAUCAAUCAGGGAAAAAGUAUCAAAUGCCUUAGAGAGGAUUGGCCCUUUUUGUUUGAUGAACUUGGCAUGUCAGUACACUUCAUGGAACUCACUGGGAUUGACCUCAAAGAGACAUUCACACGAAAUUUGGAUUUGAAGGGAAAAAGGCUUCACGACUACUUGACCACAGUUUGUGUCAACAAGAGCAAGAAGUUCCUUCAGAAUUAUGCAAGGCUUCAGAGGAUGCGGGGACCACAGAGUGGCUGCUCAGAUGAUGUGAUAGAGAUGGUCCUGCUACUGCUCAGCUACUUUGAUGAGAAGGAGGAGUUCAUGUUCUUCCAUGUCGAAGAUAUGUGUCUGGCAGAGGAGGUCCAACUGGAGCAAGUGCCUCUGACACCCGCUGUUAUUGUCUGUGGACAGUCCUGCUAUUCCUCAACAAGGUAUAUGCUGUGUCUGGAUCGAAACCUUACCAACACAAACAUCUCCUCCUUCAUCCCUGCAUUGUGCCUCAUGUUCGGGAGCUACUACUGUUUUAAUAUCCACUAUCCAUCUGAGCUGGCUUCAACUCUGGAGUUUCUUCAACGGUGCUUUUUCUCGAUAAAUCCAGAAAAAGGAACCAAAGUAGAGAAUAAAAACAACAAGCGUCCUUUCAGCGUGAACCCACGAGUCCUCACCCUGAUACAGGAACUUGCCGAUCACGAGUGGCGUUGAGCCUAAAUGUGGACUCUGUCUGUGGAACUUCAGUAGGAAGUUCAGUAGGUUAAAUAAAACAAAAAAACAUUUAAUGUUCUUUACAUGUUGUAUAUGUUACAAAAAAAACUACUGUAUACUGUUGAACAUUCCAGACAAGAAAUGUCAGUUGUUGUUCAGUGUUUCAACCUGUAUUCAGUCAAAACAUCCAUUACUUGUUCCUUCUU
This is a messenger RNA of Mugil cephalus (flathead mullet), 1245 nucleotides long. RefSeq lists its product as uncharacterized. The record is from RefSeq and is a predicted model, not a curated record. The coding region runs from base 173 to 1039 and encodes 288 amino acids. NCBI's taxonomy places the organism in Eukaryota, Metazoa, Chordata, Actinopteri, Mugiliformes, Mugilidae. The transcript has 3 exons.